Messenger RNA from Phytophthora infestans T30-4, 1214 nucleotides. Its product is annotated as Crinkler (CRN) family protein. The transcript has a single exon. NCBI's taxonomy places the organism in Eukaryota, Oomycota, Peronosporomycetes, Peronosporales, Peronosporaceae. The record is from RefSeq and is a predicted model, not a curated record. Bases 1 to 1059 code for a protein of 352 amino acids.
AUGGUCAAGCUUGUUUGUGCGAUCGUUGGUGUGGCUGGAAGCGCUUUCCCUGUGGACAUCGACGCGAGCCAGCUGGUGGGAGACUUGAAGAAGGCGAUCAAGGCGGAGAAGCCGAAUGACUUCAAAGAUGUUGAUGCAGACAAGCUGCAUCUCUUCCUGGCGAAGCAGCCCGUCGAAGAUGAGAGCGGCAAAGAGGUCGUCCCUGUUUACCGCCCUACUGCGGAGGAGAUGAAGGAGGAAAGUUUUCAGUGGCUCCCAGACGAACAUCGGGCUGCUCUGAAGCUGGUGGAAGGAGAAUCUGAUGACUACAUAUAUGCGCUGACGGCCGGAGAACCGAUUCUGGGCUCAAAGACCUUAACAACGUGGUUUUACACGAAGAACAACAUGGAGCUUCCAUCCAGUGAGCAAAUUCACGUGCUGGUGGUGGUUCCGAAAGGUAAAAACGACCGCUCUGCAGCCAUGGCAAUCGGCGUGGCACCCUCUUUGCCACCAACUACAAUACACCGGCACCCCGAACGUCUCAAACGAUGGGCUGCGAUCAAUGCAAUGAUUCGUCAGAAGAAUCAAGAGGCGAACCAGAAGACCACGAGUGAAGACACCAAGAAAACAAGCAAAAAGCGGAAAAAUCACGAUGUCGACAAGACUGUGGGCUAUUCGAGUCUUUGUUGGGAAGAUAUCAAACCUAUUUACAACUUCGACGAUUCUUUCGACCUUCAACCAAGCGAUAUACCUGAUGCUGACAUCGAGCUACCCCUCGCUCGUAUUCGUGACUUGCGGGAACUCUAUGGAAAAAUGUCGGAUGAAAAAGAAGCCAAGAGAUUGUUUUUUAUCGCCCCGAUCCUUGAGACAGUCAGUCGUCUGCUUAAGAACGUCCGCAUAUUAGUCGAAGAAGACGUGGUUGGGAAGAACGUGCUCCUGAAAGGUCGAUUCGAGUUCGUGCUCAAGCGUGGCACCAAGAGAAUUUCACUUGUCCAAGCAAAGCGUGAAGAUAUGCUGCAAGGAAUGGUUCAGAAUGUGACGGGGCUCGAAGCUCUUGUGAUGUCGAAGAUCUCACUGUGACGUAUGGCAUUGUGACGAAUUUUCUCGAGUGGAAGUUCUUGAUCAGUGGCGACGAGAAGGUCAGAGAGCAUGAGACUGUUCUUCCUCAAGCGGAUACCAUACCGUCGUUUGAAGGAUUGAAAGAAAUUGUGGGGAAAAUUUACGCGAUGCUGCAA